Molecule: messenger RNA, 655 nt
Organism: Mollisia scopiformis
Lineage: Eukaryota; Fungi; Ascomycota; Leotiomycetes; Helotiales; Mollisiaceae
Product: DUF1770-domain-containing protein
Exons: 3
Coding region: 59-652 (197 amino acids)
Biological process (GO): mitophagy
Molecular function (GO): mitochondrion autophagosome adaptor activity
Source: RefSeq, a predicted model, not a curated record
CUUCAACCUCAAAGACAAGCAGUAUCUCCAAUCUCCAACCCACGCACACCACCACAAAAUGUCGUCCUCACUCCCCCUACAAAUCGCAGAAACAAUCCAAACAGCAUCCAUAAAACGCAACCCAUCACCCUCUCACGACCUCAAUCCCUCCACCGCCGCCUCCGAAAAGGAACCCGUCAAGCUCUCCCAACCUAGUCACGCCCCAGCAUCCGAGGCCUCUCUAGACAAAUACGCAUACGAUGACGAAGACGGAAUCGAUGCUUCAGAGGAAGAAGAUAUCCCAUAUUCGGUUCUGAAGCCUAUUCCAAGACGGCAGAGCUUUGGACCGCUACCGGAUUUGAGAUUCGAGCAGAGCUAUUUGGCUAGUAUUGCGGGCGCGGAUACUACUUGGAAGGUGUUGUUCAUUACUGUUAGAGAUCAGGUCGUCUUUCCCCUCGUCCAAGGCAUGGUCUGGUCUCUUGCUCUCCACGGCUGGCGAUAUUGGAACAAGAACGCUCAAUUGAGCGGUAGCAGCGUUGGGGCAAAAGUUAGAAGAUGGUGGUACACGACCAACAAUUGGAAAGUACCAGAAGGACUCAGUAAAGCAGCAGGGAACCAAAAGCUGGCAAAUGAGGUGGGUGAUUACUAUAAAACACAGAAUACUAGUGAUUGAACG